Triplophysa rosa is the source of this 2669-nucleotide messenger RNA. RefSeq names its product protein phosphatase 2 phosphatase activator (gene ptpa). Gene Ontology annotation, molecular function: protein tyrosine phosphatase activator activity; peptidyl-prolyl cis-trans isomerase activity. Gene Ontology annotation, biological process: mitotic spindle organization. NCBI's taxonomy places the organism in Eukaryota, Metazoa, Chordata, Actinopteri, Cypriniformes, Nemacheilidae. Bases 206 to 1030 code for a protein of 274 amino acids. The transcript is spliced from 10 exons. Gene Ontology annotation, cellular component: cytoplasm; nucleus; protein phosphatase type 2A complex. The record is from RefSeq and is a predicted model, not a curated record.
GCGAAAGUGCCGAUGAGAAUUGAACGGUCUUGUUUUCAUGUUCGUAUUAAACAUGGCGGAGACCGAGCAGCCGUCAGGCUCCUCUCAUGAGGAUGACAAGUCUCCCAGUCAUGUCAGCUUCAACUUUAUGGUGCCAAAGAAGGAAAUCAGUAUGGUCCCUGAUAUGGGCAAAUGGAAAAGAUCACAGUAGGCAUAUGCAGACUACAUGGGAUUCAUUCUAACCCUGAACGAAGGUGUGAAGAGAAAGAAACUUACCUGUGAAUACCAGGUGUCUGAGACAGUGGAGAAGUUACUCAAUAUGUUGGGAACGCUGGAUCGCUGGAUCGAUGAGACGCCACCAGUUGACCAGCCUUCUCGCUUUGGCAAUAAAGCUUAUCGCACUUGGUAUGCCAAACUAGACCAGGAGGCGGAGUCUCUGGUCACUGCUGUUCUCCCAUCAGACCGUCAAGAUGCGGCUCCAGAGAUAGCCGUGUACCUGAAGGAGUCUGUAGGCAACUCUACCAGGAUUGAUUAUGGCACAGGUCACGAGGCCGCAUUUGCUGCUUUCCUCUGCUGUCUUUGUAAGGUGGCAGCUUUGCACCCGGACGAUCAGCUGGCCAUCGUAUUUAAAGUGUUUGACAAGUAUCUAUGUGUGAUGCGCAAACUCCAGAAAACGUAUAGGAUGGAGCCAGCUGGAAGCCAAGGUGUAUGGGGUCUUGACGACUUCCAGUUUCUUCCCUUCAUAUGGGGAAGCUCACAGCUUAUAGACCACCCAACCCUGGAGCCCAGGCACUUUGUGGAUGAGAAAGUUGUAAACGAGUACCACCAGGACAACAUGUUUCUCGAUUGCAUUAAAUUCAUCAAUGAGAUGAAAACAGGCCCUUUUGCUGAACACUCUAACCAGCUUUGGAACAUCAGCGAUGUUCCUUCCUGGUCCAAAGUCAAUCAAGGUCUCAUAAGAAUGUACAAGGCAGAAUGUCUAGAAAAAUUCCCAGUCAUCCAGCAUUUCAAGUUUGGCAGCCUGCUUUCCAUCCAGCCAGUCAAACCGUGAGAGACAAGAAGAAUACACACGCUGUCAGUGAGCACCACCAAAACUCCCGACUUCAUAUGAAACCUCUUCAGUCCCACUCAACUCCUAUUUACAAACCGUAAUGUGCAUCUUCUACUCCAGAGGUACUUUGUUUUGCUCCUGAAGAUCUACUUUCCUCUAUAGUUCAAUUCCAACCCUGCUUUUAAUACACCCUAACUAUAAUUUUGGUGUGAAACCGGAGACCUUGAUUAACCGGUUCAGGAGUGGUUGAGUUGAACUAUAGUUUGCAGGUUCAGGUCUUCAGGUUCAAGAUGGAACUGCCCCGUUCCACAGAAUCUACAAGAUAUGCAUAUGACGUAGACCCCACCUCUGAUGGCGAUACCGCGCAAAUCCUAAUUGAUGCAAGUUGUUUGUAUAGCUUGUAUUCAUUGGAUCUGUUUCUUGCAAGCAGGAAGUCAAACUGCUCCUCAGACACCGUGAACUCUCUCGAUGCAGUCAUGCACACACAUUUUCAUCUGGAUUGGCAUUUAUAUUUAUGUAUGUGUAAGUAAAUAACAGAAAUUGUCACAAUGAAUGGUUUAAGGCUUGGUUUUGGUUUAUUGUGCAGGGUUCCAUUUUCAAAGAUCUGCAACAACUGAACAAAGAUGUGUGUCUCAGAAAGCACUUUUACUGAACCUAUUAGUGUAAGUUGUUGUUCAGUUAUCAGGCAUGUAUUGGCUGUAAAUGAUUUCGCUAAAAGUGUCAUUUUACCUGUGUAAAAAGACAAUAAGUUGUCAGCCAUUUACGUCUCACUUUAUUUUGCUAUGCCUAAUUCAUUUACAUUCAACUGAAAAAAGUACAACUGCAAAACAAUGGCAUUGCGUGUAUAUAUGUUACCGAAAGUUUUAGUUGAUACUGAGGGUUUAUAGUUUUUACAGUUAUUUGUAGCUAAUUCCGUAGACUUCUAUUUGACAGGUUAAAGCAAAAAAGCGAUUCAGCCAUCAUGCUAAAGUAGCAUGAAUUUUAUUUAAUUUCUAAACUGUGUUCUUUGUAAAUAAAUGGUUUGAACAUAUUUCAAAACCCGCCAACAAAGACUAUGAUCACUCUACAAAGAACAGUCAGUGGUUGAGUCUUUACUAAAAAUACAUAAACGGUCCAAAUCUUUUGAUACACGACUGCUUUAAGAAAUGGGAAAAAAUAAAUAAGAAUGCAAUUUUACGUAGACACGUGAUGAUGGAUGUCCUGGAUUACAAAUUCACACAGAUUACAAGUUUUUUUAAAAUGAGAGUAACGUUGAAACUAUCCAUUAUUAGGCCAAUCUAAACCCUGUUUAUUUAUUUUAAGGACCUGGGUUAAACAUUUCAAGAUCUUUCCUAGAGCCUGGAUGACUUUUUAAUUGUAGGAUAGAAGAUUACAGUGGAAAAAUAAAAUCUACAGUGCUUUUAUAAAGUGACAAAAACGUCUUGUCGGUGUUUAUAAAACAGUAUUUAUUUUACUCCGUAUAAAUCAUAUGGUAUUUUUCUGUUGUAACAAUCAUUUUAUUCUGCCUCCCUGACACAUUUAAGUUUUAACUUAAACCUUUUUUGUGGCUAUUUGCAGAGGCUUUCAACAAAUAACGUUGAUUCAACCUAACCCUUUUAUUUAAUGUAUUACCAAAUAAUUAAAAUGUGUUCCCUCAUUG